CGCUGUAACAUAUGAGCUACAGCGUCAGUUUGCUGCUGCUUCUCCUGUUUCCUCCUCGAAAGGAAUCGGUGACAUCUGUCGAAUAAACAAGCAAAACUCUGUCAGAUCAACGGUCACCGGCGAGCUUUAGCGUUAUCCUUUUGGCCGAGGCUAAUGCAGUGGCGCUUAACGCAGCCUGCUAGCUUAAACAUUGCACCAUGAGCUGUCUCAGCUAGCCGAGGCUGCUAGCAUGUUAGCCGCCUAGCGAUGCCUCUAGCUCCUGCCAACCAGUCCCAGCUGAUCCGCUCCAGUCAGAAGGACGAAUUCUACCAGAGCGUCCUGAGGAACAACGCGAACGAAGCCUUCCAAGCGGUCGCUGGAUCCAAACGAUGGCUGGACUGGAGGAAAGAGAUCGAGCUGCUGUCAGACAUCACGUACUAUGGUUUAACAACGUUCUCUGGUUAUCAAACUCUGGGUGAAGAGUACGUCAGCAUCGUCCAAGUGGAUCCCACUAAACGACAGAUCCCGUCCAGAGCCAGACGAGGCCUCUUUGUUCUCUGCCAUGCCUUGUUCCCGUACCUCCUGGACAAGCUCCUUGUCUGCCUGGAGAACGAACUGGAAGGGGGCCAGGAGAGCCGCGCGGCCGCCGGUCGCAGGCACGCGACGUCUGGGCCGUGGAGCCUGGAGUUGUGGCUGAGGCGAUGGGUGGCGCGGGCGGUGGGCCUGCUGUCAGAACCCCAGAGGAGUGCGUGUCUGCCUGCCGUGUUUGUCCUGCGGCAGGGUCUGACCCUGCUGCAGCGGCUCCACGUGGCUCUCUUCUACAUCGGUGGCUGCUUCUAUCACCUGUCCAGGAGGGUGGCAGGAAUCAGCUAUCUGCGUGUGAUGGGGCCGAACACCGGCGACGGGACCAUCAGGAGCUGCUACAGGUUGCUGGGAGCCGUGUCUCUCCUUCAGCUGCUCUUCACCGUCUGUCUGCAGCUCAACAACUUCAGACAGAGGCAGCGAGCCAGGCAGGAGUGGAAGCUCUACAGGAACCUCAGUCCUCAGCGCACACAGAGCUCGAGGCCCAGAGCUGCCCGCUGUAUCCUCUGUCUGGAGGAGAGGAGACACUCCACCUCCACCCCCUGUGGACACCUCUUCUGCUGGGAGUGCAUCACAGAGUGGUGCAACAACAAGGCAGAGUGUCCCUUGUGCCGGGAGAAGUUGCAGCCUCACAGGCUGGUCUAUCUGAGGAACUACAGCUAAGAGCAGGACGUGGGCGUACAGGAAGGCCGACUGUUCUAAAGGCGCGUGAUGACAAACAGGGUUUCCAGCACCUUCUUCUGGCACGCCAUUCAAUAUCAUUCUGUUUUCGAAUGAAUUAACAAGAUGUAAUUCAGAAUAAUUAUUAUGGGAUUGUAUCAAUCAAGCCAUGUAAGUAUUGUGUUUAGUUUAAUUAAAACACGCAAAUGUCUGAAUGUUUUUUUGUGAUUAAAGACAUAAAACCAGA
Messenger RNA from Betta splendens (Siamese fighting fish), 1468 nucleotides. RefSeq names its product peroxisomal biogenesis factor 10 (gene pex10). NCBI's taxonomy places the organism in Eukaryota, Metazoa, Chordata, Actinopteri, Anabantiformes, Osphronemidae. The coding region runs from base 247 to 1224 and encodes 325 amino acids. Gene Ontology annotation, molecular function: zinc ion binding. The record is from RefSeq and is a predicted model, not a curated record. The transcript is spliced from 6 exons. Gene Ontology annotation, biological process: protein import into peroxisome matrix. Gene Ontology annotation, cellular component: peroxisomal membrane.